Messenger RNA from Sarcophilus harrisii (Tasmanian devil), 1600 nucleotides. RefSeq names its product serpin B6. Gene Ontology annotation, molecular function: serine-type endopeptidase inhibitor activity. The record is from RefSeq and is a predicted model, not a curated record. Lineage: Eukaryota; Metazoa; Chordata; Mammalia; Dasyuromorphia; Dasyuridae. Bases 1 to 1122 code for a protein of 373 amino acids. The transcript is spliced from 6 exons. Gene Ontology annotation, cellular component: cytoplasm. Gene Ontology annotation, biological process: negative regulation of endopeptidase activity.
AUGGCUGCUCUCUCUGAAGCAAUCAACACUUUUACCUUGAAUGUUUUUAAAGAAAUUAGUGAAAAAGAUAGCUCACAGAAUGUGUUUUAUUCCCCCCUGAGCCUCUACUGUGCCCUGGCAAUGGUCUUAGAGGGGGCCAAGGGAAAUACUGCUGCACAGAUACAACAGGUUCUUUCUUUAAACAAAAGUACAGAUGUCCACCACAGUUUCCAGUCUUUUCUUGCAGAAGCUAAUAAAUCUGGUGAUCAAUGCCUGUUAAGAAUUGCCAACAGGCUCUUUGGAGAAAAGACUCGUGAUUUUAUCUCAUCUUUUAAGGAAUCCUGUCAGAAAUUUUAUCAUUCAAAUAUGGAAGAACUUGAUUUUGCUAAUGCAUCAGAGAAAGCAAGAAAAUAUAUAAAUAAGUGGAUAGAAGAAAAGACUGAAGGCAAGAUUGUGGAACUUCUCAGUAAUGAUUCCAUUAAUCCACAGACCUCUCUGGUACUUGUGAAUGCCAUCUAUUUCAAAGGGAAAUGGGAGAAAAAAUUUGACAGACAUAGAACAAGAGAAGAGAUGUUCAAAAUCAGCAAGGAAAAGCAGAAACCAGUACAAAUGAUGUUUUUGAAAUCUAAAUUUAGGAUGACCCACAUACAAGAUGUGUCCACCCAGGUCCUAGUUCUGCCUUAUGUUGGAGGACAAAUGGACAUGGUCAUUUUGCUUCCAGAUGAGAACACAGAUCUAAAAAUGUUGGAACAAGGACUUACUCCUGAGAAACUAACAGAUUGGUUAAAACCAGAGAGGAUGGAGAGGACUGAGGUGGGAGUUUAUCUUCCCAGAUUUAAAUUGGAAGAGAAUUUAGACAUCGAAAACAUUCUUAAAAAAUUGGGCAUGUCAGAUGCCUUUGAUAUGUUCAAAGCUGACUUCUCUGGGAUAUCAUCUGGGAAGGACUUAUUUCUAUCCAAUGUUUUACACAAGGCUUUUGUAGAAGUUAAGGAAGAAGGCACAGAAGCAGCUGCUGCCACUGCAGUAGGGUUCGUGGGAUGUUGUCUUUGUCCUUAUUUUGUGGCUGACCAUCCAUUCCUUUUUCUUAUUCGAGAUAACAGCUCAAAAACCAUUUUGUUUUGGGGCAAAGUGGUCUCUCCAUAAAGAAAUCAUUUAUUAGGGGGUGGAGGGAGAUUUACUUUUCUUUUACAACAUGUCUCUUAUGGAAACGUUUUGUAUAACUUCACAUGUGCCUUCUUGCUAAGCCAUGGGACCCUGCCGACAGGGAGUACAGAGGCCAUCUCAACCUCUGGUACACAAUCAGUUUUCUGCCACGUUGCAGAAACGCCCUUGUUGAGCAAGGAGCAAUGAUUUGUGAUCAUGGGAACGAGUGUUGAGCCAGAGGGUCACAGCUACUUGCUCAUGAGCAGGGAUGACUUGACAAGGCCUCUCUCUGUGAGCAGAUGCUGAAUUGCUGGAUUGGCUCUCCUCCCAUGGAAAGAUACCAGCAUAUGUAAAGCCCACGACCUGCUUCUCUGAAUGGUGAUUGGGGAUUGCCUACUGUUCACAUGCUGAUCACACUUGCAGAAAUGUAUAUCAACAAAGAUGUACUGCAUAAUAAACUGGAACUCUUUUCACACUC